AGAAAGGCGCCGCGGCAGCACCACGUGUGACAGACUCGGUGCACUCGGUUUGUCAGCAGCUCUCGCAGUAGUUCUCCUGACCGGCUAAGUCGAAUUAAAGUCCAUUCCCUUCUGAAUUUAUUGAGCGGCUGAACAACAUGGAAGACGCAAUGGCACCGCAAACCUUCCUUUAUGGUUGUACACUUGAAAAUAAAAGUGAAGUGGUGUUCAACCCAGGAGAUGAGUUCGAGCACCAGCUCGACCUCCGGAUGGUGUGCGUGGACCAGACCACCAAAGAUGAAAUAAACACAGUGGAGGUGGAGGUUCAGGAUGGUGAGGGGCGUACGGUCAAAGCUGUGCUGGCGUCCCUGAAGCCCUCAACUUUGCCAAGUGUUUGCCUUGGUGGCUUCUCAAUCACUCCCCCAGCUGUCUUUCGGCUUAAAUCGGGAUCUGGUCCGAUUCACAUCAGCGGACAAUGUCUCGUCAUGAUGGAUUCAGAGUCUGAUGAAGAUGAAGAUGAAGAGGAGGAAGAAGAGGAAGAGGAAGAGGAAGAGGAAGUGCCCGUGAAGGCAACAAAUAAAAGACCUGCUUCCUCCCCAUCGUCCAAAUCUCGGAAAAAGUCGAAAAUGGAGGUUGAGGAAGACGAAGAUGAUGACAGUGGGGACGAUGAAGAUGAGUCCAUGGAAGAUGAAUCGCCAGUCAAGGCGAAACCUGCCCCAGCUAAAGCCAAGUCUCAAAAUGGCAAGGCUGUGAAACAACCUCCUGCUAAAAAGGAGAAACCAGCAAAGGGAAAAGAUGGCAAAACACCCAAAACCCCUCCAACUCCAAAGACACCCUUGACCGUACCGGAGAUCAAAGUCAAGAUAACGGAGGCCAUGAAAAAGGGGGUGUCACUUCCGAAGCUGCAGAGCAAGUUUGAGAACUUCGUCAAGCACAGCUAUAAACUUGAAGACGCAAAGGCGCUUGCUGAGCUGUGGAAGUGGAAACAGACAGUCACAGAUUCCAAAUAAUUUACCAACUUUCUUUUGACUUGUUUGUACCCAUAGCAACCAGUAAGCCAAUUUUUGUGCCUCUCACGGAAUCCAACUGUUCUCCUGCAAAACGUAAUGAUGUAACUGUUUUAAAAAGGUGGUUUUAUACAGAAGGCGGCGAAGCCAUAGACCUGAAGGCGCUACUGGCUUUCACGAGUCCAGCCUGCUGAUUGUUCAUGUUCUCAUUGGAUUCCUUGUUCAAACCAUGUUGCACUUUUUAUACUGAAAACUCAGAUGUUGAGAUUAAAAAGUUUGAGUUCAUUGAAGCGGUUGGCUUUGAUGCUUUAUGUGCUUUGCCGUCCAGUAGUUGAAACAGCGUGUGGUAACAAUGGGACACAGGGCCAUGACUAUAUGCAUGCAGGUGUGGCGCAACAAGUGUGAACCGAAUGGUUGACAAUGUUUGCCUGUGAAAAAAAUUGAGAUUAAAAGUGAACGGUCAGCCGUCGGUCUUCAGCAUGACUGUCUGAAUGCAUGUGUUGUGUAAACGGAAGGAUGGGAGAGACUCCAGGCUUUCCCCCCAGUGGCCACUCACCUUGGAAGAGUUGGAGAGAGAAAAAUGUUGAGGUUCAUCAUUCCAUUUUUGAGUGAAACUGUGCUGUGGGUUUGGUUAAUAAAAUGUGA
Messenger RNA from Synchiropus splendidus (mandarinfish), 1631 nucleotides. RefSeq names its product nucleophosmin 1a (gene npm1a). Gene Ontology annotation, cellular component: cytoplasm; nucleoplasm; ribonucleoprotein complex. The transcript is spliced from 10 exons. Gene Ontology annotation, molecular function: RNA binding; chromatin binding; histone binding. The coding region runs from base 138 to 989 and encodes 283 amino acids. Gene Ontology annotation, biological process: chromatin remodeling; ribosomal large subunit biogenesis; positive regulation of transcription by RNA polymerase II. The record is from RefSeq and is a predicted model, not a curated record. NCBI's taxonomy places the organism in Eukaryota, Metazoa, Chordata, Actinopteri, Syngnathiformes, Callionymidae.